UUUCCUUUAAUAUGUGUUAGUGUUACAUAAAGGUCACCUCAAGGCUGAAAGGGUGAUGGAGGUGGAUAUCGCCGACGACGUCCCAUGUUCUUCCAUCGCCGUCGAUUCCGUUAUUCGAAUGGGCACCGCUGGCUUGAUCUGGGGCUCCUGUUCUGGUCCUUACGACGCCAACAAAUUAGGUCUUUCUGGCAUUCAUAGAGCUUCUUUUAUUGCUAAGUCAGUUGGUCGGCUUGGCUUUCAGUGGGGAAUGUUUGCUGCUAUAUUUUCUUCCACUCGGUGUGGGUUUCAGAGAUAUAGAAGACGAAAUGAUUGGGUUAAUGUUUUGACUGCUGGUGUUGUAGCAGGGGCUGCUUUUGGUGCAGGUACCCGAAACUGGAAGCAGGUUGCUGGAGCAACAGGUCUCGUGUGUCUCUUAUGUCAUGUUGCUGAGGACUCCCGAUAAACUUUGGCUUUGAUUUGUUGAGAAGGAACUAAAAUAGUCUGCAGUAGGGAAUUGGACACACUCCAAACUGCUAAUAAUUUCAUGUUGACUAAGGAGCGUGGCAUAGCAGCAUGCUUCACCGAAUGGGAGACAUAAUUCAGUUAAUUGAAGUUGAUACAAGAUUUAUGAUGUUGAUUUGUUGGCCAUUAGUUUAUCUGUUGGGGGAAAUAAACCUAACAUAUGAAUUACGAGGCGUUUUCUCUAGUGCACAGUUGCUUGGUGUUGAUUAUAGGUUGAUUGGUUGAACUACAGUUGCGUUGUUGGGAGUAAAUUCUAGAUAUUGUGGAAUCUCUUUUAAAAACUUUUACUCCUAAUCUCAAUUUCUGGAAUGAUUGUCUAAUUUCUUUA
Solanum pennellii is the source of this 829-nucleotide messenger RNA. RefSeq names its product outer envelope pore protein 16-4, chloroplastic. The record is from RefSeq and is a predicted model, not a curated record. The transcript is spliced from 6 exons. Gene Ontology annotation, molecular function: transmembrane protein transporter activity. Gene Ontology annotation, cellular component: TIM22 mitochondrial import inner membrane insertion complex. The coding region runs from base 56 to 442 and encodes 128 amino acids. Lineage: Eukaryota; Viridiplantae; Streptophyta; Magnoliopsida; Solanales; Solanaceae. Gene Ontology annotation, biological process: protein insertion into mitochondrial inner membrane.